CUCUUUCGCACCGCACUUGCGCCGGCCCUUCCCGCUCUUCCUCUCCCGCUGUAUUUAACCCUCUGACUGUUGGCCUCGCUCGGCGGGCUGGCAUCUCCUGCUUUGCCAGUCUUGCGUCUCUGCUCUCCCCUGUUCUUCCUGCGCCCCCGGCCCCCCCCCCCGGUCUUGCCCCGCUCUCGCCGGUUCUUCCACUCCCUUCUCUUCCUCCUCGCGCUCACCCGGGCUCACUCGCAUCAGAGCCGAGAGGCUACACGCCCAGCUGACUACGCGGGAACAGCUCGGGUUGAGAGACAGCUUAACGGCUGCAGGUUGGGUAGGUGCGGCAGGAGUUUAAGCUGCGAGAGCCACCAGCCAGGAGGUCCGGAGUAGUAUGGCCCGGAGAGGCGCCUUCCCUGCCGCCGCGCUCCGAUUCUGGAGCAUCCUCCCGUGCCUGCUGGUGCUGCGGGCGGAGGUCGGGCAGCCGCCGGAGGAAAGCCUGUACCUGUGGAUCGAUGCUCACCAGGCGAGAGUGCUCAUAGGAUUUGAAGAAGAUAUCUUGAUUGUUUCAGAGGGGAAAAUGGCCCCUUUUACACAUGAUUUCAGAAGAGCACAACAGAGAAUGCCAGCCAUUCCUGUCAAUAUCCAUUCCAUGAAUUUCACCUGGCAAGCUGAAGGGCAGGCAGAAUACUUCUAUGAAUUCCUGUCCUUGCGCUCCCUGGAUAAAGGCAUCAUGGCAGACCCAACCGUCAAUGUCCCUCUGCUGGGAACAGUGCCUCACAAGGCAUCAGUUGUUCAAGUUGGUUUUCCAUGUCUCGGCAAACAAGAUGGAGUGGCAGCGUUUGAAGUGAAUGUGAUUGUAAUGAAUUCUGAAGGCAACACCAUCCUGCAGACACCUCAAAAUGCCAUCUUCUUUAAAACAUGUCAACAAGCUGAGUGCCCAGGAGGGUGCCGAAAUGGAGGCUUUUGUAAUGAAAGACGGGUCUGCCAGUGUCCUGACGGAUUCUAUGGACCUCACUGUGAGAAAGCCCUUUGUACACCACGAUGCAUGAACGGCGGGCUUUGUGUUACUCCCGGUUUCUGCAUCUGUCCACCUGGAUUCUAUGGAGUCAAUUGUGAUAAAGCAAACUGCUCAGCCACCUGCUUUAACGGAGGGACCUGUUUCUACCCUGGAAAGUGUAUUUGCCCUCCAGGACUUGAGGGGGAACAGUGUGAAAUAAGCAAAUGCCCGCAGCCCUGUCGAAAUGGAGGUAAAUGCAUUGGCAAAAGUAAAUGCAAGUGCUCCAAAGGUUACCAAGGAGACCUCUGUUCAAAGCCUGUCUGCGAGCCUGGCUGCGGUACACACGGAACCUGCCACGAACCCAACAAAUGCCAAUGUCAGGAAGGCUGGCAUGGAAGACACUGCAAUAAAAGGUACGGAGCCAGCCUCACGCAUGCCCUGAGGCCAGCAGGCGCCGGGCUCAGGCAGCACACGCCUUCACUUAAAAAGGCCGAGGAACAGCAGGACCCACCUGAAUCCAAUUACAUCUGGUGAACUCCGGCAUCUGAAACGUUUUAAGUUACACCAAGUUCAUAGCCUUUGUUAACCUUUCAUGUGUUGAAUGUUCAAAUAAUGUUCAUUACAGUUAAGAAUACUGGCCUGAAUUUUAUUAGCUUCAUUAUAAAUCACCAAGCUGAUAUUUACUCUGCCUUUUAAGUUUUCUAAGUACAUCUGUAGCGUAAUGGUAUAGAUUUUCUUGUUUCAGUGCUUUGGGACCGAUUUUAUGUUAUGUAAGUUGUUCAGGUUAAAUUUUUGUCUUUUCAGUGUGUAGUUGGCAGAUAAUUUCCAAAAGUACAAUGCAUUCAUGAUGUCGAGGGGCUGGGCAACAUUAGAGAAGAUAAACGGAACAAAAAUGCAUAAAUCACAAGGGUCUGGAUGAAGCAGUUAUAAAAGUGCAGAAGUUAUAGCAUUUCAAAUUAUAUUGUCAUGUAUUUAGACAUUUGUCACAUUUUUUAAAUUCCCUUUAUUUCUAAACUCACAAUACAAUAUAUUUUGACCUUACCAUGAUUCCAGAGAAUUCAGUAUUGAAAAAAAAAGAGAGAGAGAAAGAAACAACACUGUGGUAGUGGCAUUAAACGAUAUAAUAUAUUGUAAACACAAUAAAAUAGGGAAUAUAAUGUAUGAACUUUCGGCAUUGGCUUGAAGCAAUAUAAUAUAUUGUAAACAAACACAGCUCUUACAUAAACAUUUUAUACUGUUUGUGUGUAUAAAAUAAAGGUGCUGCUUUAGUUUUC
Globicephala melas (long-finned pilot whale) is the source of this 2250-nucleotide messenger RNA. It is a transcript of the gene WIF1, whose product is annotated as WNT inhibitory factor 1. The record is from RefSeq and is a predicted model, not a curated record. Gene Ontology annotation, biological process: anatomical structure development. Gene Ontology annotation, cellular component: cell surface; extracellular region. Lineage: Eukaryota; Metazoa; Chordata; Mammalia; Artiodactyla; Delphinidae. Gene Ontology annotation, molecular function: signaling receptor binding.